AUGUCAUCCGACACCGAGGACUCAGCGAGCGUGACGCUGUCGACAGCAUCAUCGCGGGCACCAUCCCCCGAGCCUGUCCCGCAAACGCUUUAUGAUAUUCUUUCAAUUCCGAUUACGAACACCAUUUCUGCUCUCGGUGCACCUUCACCUGCAAAAACUUCGGUCUACGUGCUGGGUGAUGACGUUUUAGGCUGUUUGCGUGACUUGAAGCGAUAUUGGCGCCGCGACGACAACGAUGAGGAGCGAACAGUCGCUAGGAUCUUUGCCAAGGCGAAUGUGUUAGAGAAUGAUCUUGUGCCGAUAUUGGUACAAACUGCAGAAAAGAUUCCAAAAGUUGCGGUCGCUUGUGUGCGUUCUAAUGGCACUCCAGCGGAUCUCAUCACGAGUAUGACAUGGCCGAUGGACUUGCCUGCUGAAUUGCAAGAGCUCCAUGAACAAGGCAUUACUGGACCAUCAACUGACUAUCCGCUAUUGACUCGCGCCCUGCUCUCGUACAAAUCCGCAAUAACGCACCACGCUGGCGCGGUCCGAGCCCUUGUUCUUGUGGCUUUGCCAUCACUUGCUGUCGCUCCUAACAAGCGAACCGAGCGGGAGAAGCAGAUCGUCAACGUUGUGUUCCACUGCAUUCGAAACGUAUUGGCGAUCCGGGACUUACGAGGCGAUGUGAACAAGAGCGGAGAUUGGGGCGAAUUAGCGAGCUUGCAGAGCAUGCUGAUCCGAAGGCUGAAGGACAGCAGUUUCUUGGAUGUAUUGGCGACAAUGACCAGCAAUGCGGAUACUCCUGUUGCGAACACAUAUUCUUCAAUUAUGCUUGAGAUAUGGUAUCUACUGUUUCGAGACUUUGAAGGUGCCAUGAAACGUGGUCAAACAAAAGCCACACGCCAUUCUCGUUUCGGGACUGCCAUAGCUAUGACAACUGGCAGUGGGAAGGAUAGAUUCAUAAUGUCUCGUCAGCAAAGCCUUCGAACACUCCCCGGGGAAACAAUGGACGCUCGGAAGAAAGGGCUUGCGAAGAGGAUGAAGCACGUCGACGAUUUAGGCCCAGAGCAAUCAUUGUCGUAUGAUGCCCUCAAUGUGUUGAAGGACCUUGCUGUAGUUUUUCUGAACUCGUGCUUCAAUAUUUUCUUUGCUUCGUUCCUGAAGGACAUCCGAUAUGAGCGACCGCACAUUACUGAAGCCGACAAUGCUCGCCUACUCGUUCUGUCCUCUUGGUUCGUGGAAUUCUUCCUUGCCUCACGAGCGCGGGCGGAGCAGCCACAAGGAGAAACAGAAACUUCAGAGGAAGAGAAGACGUGGACAGUGAGCAAAGUCGCGGAAUGUUGCGAACAAGAAUGGAUCGUCUGGGUUGUUAAGAGGAUGCGCUUUGCUGGCGACGAGAAACCAAAAGCGUGGGUUGAACUGCAGGCGUGUAUGGAGGCCCUCACUCAACUGUUGCUCCUUGUGGAAUGCAUGUCCAACAGUCCGAGCGAAGAAAUUCGAGACGCAUCUGAGGCGUUGCAGCAUAAACUAUGGUUUUCGAGUGAACUCAUGGACGUCGCCCUUGCAAAUGCUAGAACUUAUACCGGUCAAAGUUUAGCGUACCUUGAAGCCGUGGUACAACUUAAUCAUGUGCUGCUCAAGUUGUUGGAGAGAUAUGCAAAAGGGAGGAGCGCGAUGUAUGUACGGAAGAAAACCAGUGCGAAGAAGAAAAAGGGCAAGAGUAUGAACGAAGGCGGUAUAGAAGAUGACGCUGAUGAGGAAGAGGAGGACCACGGUCCCUCGUAUGAACAGCGUCGAUUCGAAUUCGAAGCAUUCGAGCUGAGGUUCGCGAAUGAGGACGUAACACACACACUUCUGCAGUACCUCUCUCGAUACCGAGACAUCUCAGCCGAAGGUGUUAUCGGAGCCGAGAAGAUUGAGCGGGUCGUGUCCUUACUACAUAGGCAGGUCGUUAAAGCAAAGGCCGAAGGCUUGUUCUUCAAGGUUUCAACGCUGGAACUAUUUCGGCACAUAAUAUCCGACGAGCGCACUCUUCCCAAUGAUGCAGCGCAUAAGGAACUAAUCCAACUCGCUCGAUACACCCUCCGCCAAUUCUUCAAGGAAGUGGAGAAAAAGCCUUUCCUUUUGGUCGAAGCCUUCUUCCCGAAGAAUCGAAACAGGUGGAAGGAAUAUUCCUCUUAUCAACCUCCGGAGAAGACACCGCGAGUUCGCCCCUUAGCGGACGAGGACCACGGACCACGGGAAGUGCAAGUGAAGGGGAGCUAUUCUUGGAGCGAACAGCUUGGCAUUGCUAUGGCUUGUCUUCAAGAAGAAGGGCAGGAAGGGUUCAUUGAUUGGGUCCGCGAGAUGCUUGUCCUCGUACUGGCCGAAAGACAAGCCAUAGUCGCCCUGACGGAUCUCCACGAGGUACACAGUCUCGAUGACGAUAUGGACGAGGAGGGCCUCCGUCAACGGGGAAGCGGUCCAUCAGAAGUGGCUAUUUCGAAGUUCGAGGAAUUCGGUGGGGAGAUUCACACAUUCUGUCUGCAUUCGAUACGUUGCGACAAGGAGGGACAGCAGGAUGCAGCCACCAAGAAUCCCCACCUGAAGCUCAUGUUCCGCCUAGUAAAGUUCCAGGCACGUGAUGAAGUUGCGGACCCCAUGGAGUGGUUCUGCCCUGCAUUUGUUCUGCCUAGCGAGCUAGAAGGCUCUAUCAAAGUUAUCGAUCAUUUCAAGCUAAAUCCCUUCGAUCUCGACGGGAAGAAAGCGAAAACCCUGAUCAAAAAGAAACCUAGAAAGCGUCGCAGGCGCAAUCUCGAUGACGAGAUGGCGGAGCUCUUCUCUGACGAGGAGGCACCGCGGAAGCGGAGGGAGAAGCGACAGCAGGAGAAGAAGCAGUACAAAUCUGCACAAUUCAUCGAGGACAGUGAUGCAGAUGAGGAAGCCGACCGGGCUUUCUUCAAACAGGAAGCCGAGUUGCGUGCCCGGAUGGCACAGAUCUCCGAGGUGCAGGGGCAUACGAUGCGCUCCCAUGGCACGAAGAAACGGAAGAGUAAAGCGAGGGAACGGAGUGCAAAGAGGCGUAAGACCGGUGACGCACAGGACCUGGAGAUCGUGCCCACCCAGCAAACUGAGAGGGACUCAGCUUCCAGCGAGAGUGACGCCGAGCUCAGCGAGCCUUCGACUUCUCGGCAGAAGAGGAGUACGCCGGGCACGACACCGCUCUCCGAUCCUGCGUCCCAAUCCGAUCAUGAUGAUUUAGACGUGGACAUGGAGGAACCACCGCAGCAGAAGAAAGCAAAGAUGCCGCCACGACCUCGGCGUCUCAUGCCGAUCCAGCUAGUGACCGAGGCUCCUGCGUCCGAGCUCUCCUCGCCAUUUAAGGCUUCAGGCAAGGAAAACAUCGGUCAGUCGGAUGAUGACUUGUCUCUGGCGACCAUCCACCCGAUUGGUAGAGCACAACGACGCCUUCUCUUAUCUGAUGACGAAGAUUGA
Messenger RNA from Dacryopinax primogenitus, 3453 nucleotides. RefSeq lists its product as uncharacterized. The transcript is spliced from 11 exons. Lineage: Eukaryota; Fungi; Basidiomycota; Dacrymycetes; Dacrymycetales; Dacrymycetaceae. Gene Ontology annotation, biological process: DNA replication checkpoint signaling; replication fork arrest; DNA repair. Gene Ontology annotation, cellular component: replication fork protection complex. The coding region runs from base 1 to 3453 and encodes 1150 amino acids. Gene Ontology annotation, molecular function: DNA binding. The record is from RefSeq and is a predicted model, not a curated record.